Molecule: messenger RNA, 5276 nt
Organism: Pimephales promelas (fathead minnow)
Lineage: Eukaryota; Metazoa; Chordata; Actinopteri; Cypriniformes; Leuciscidae
Gene: pcnx4
Product: pecanex 4
Cellular component (GO): membrane
Source: RefSeq, a predicted model, not a curated record
CCUUUAUAAAGGGCACUUUUCCCCUAAUUUUAUUUUAUGUAUGCUCUGAAUUUCAUUUUAGUGCCUAGUGGCUGUUACCAAUCAAAUAAUUUCCAUUGAAAAAAUUAUAACCGUAUUAAAUGAGAUUAUGGGAUUGUUUUAAAUAUUUGUUUUUAUAUUGCAAAGAAUGAUCCUUUGAAACUAAUCCGCCAGUAGGUGGCGGCAGGCGACCGUCUGAAUGAGCGAGUCAUUGAGUCAUUAAUUUAAACGAUUCGUUCAAACGGCCGAUUUAUUCAAAACGAGGCGGUUUAAUAAUGGGUAAUUGAAUCUUUGAAUUAUUCAGUAAUGAGUCAUGGGUGAGUGUUUCACUGAGAUUCGCUGUGGUUCUGUUGUUUGGAAUUAUUUCGAUGCUGAAACAGUACAAAAACAGUAAUUGCGCCUAAAAUGUUGUUUAUUGAACUGUUAUGAAAUCAAUAUCUCGGAUCUCGGCAAUCGUGAUGGCAUUCAGGACAGCAGUCUGGUCGUGUGUUUUUAAACGUUCGUUUACCUUCGUUCCUUCCAAGGUGGUUAAAAUGGUACGGUCCGUAAAGGAGUGUCUGAAAUCGCUUUACAUUGAAAAUAGGAGUUGACUUGUAUUGUAACUGUAAUUAUAUUUUUUCACAAAUUAUCUGACCCCCGCAAAACUGAUAUUUCUGUCACUUUGGGGACCUGUAAUUCACUAUACGUACACACGUAACCGUAUGUGUCGUCUAUUAGCGCCGCCCUUUGGGCCGCAUUGCCCAACUACAGCAUCAGCAAAAGCGAUGAUGGAUAACGGGUCCGUUGCUUUAUCCCUGCACAAACCCUCUUCCCACCCCUCCAGCACCCCUCCAACCGUUUUGAUUUAGAGGUAUGCGUUAAUCAAAACAGAAAGGGCUGUUCACAUUUUUACCAUGUGGAAAAAAUCCCCGAAUUCUAAGCCCAAACACAAGCUGCUAACGUUACCGCUAGCCGCGCUAACCAGUUUAUAGCCGCUUCUCCUCGCCUCUCUUAUUUAUCUGCUGUGUUUGGAGGAAACCGAGACGAUAUUAUAAUGUAAUAUGAUAUAGGAGCUGUGUGUUUAGUUAUUGUAAUGCUCAAUAAACCAGUUGUCACGGCGAUGUAUGCCUCUUGUUGUCAUAGCUGCAGUGUUAGCAUGUGAACAGAUCAGAGGAUUCAAAUCAACAUGACUGCAUUAAAAACCUAAGUCUGAGGAUUAUAACUACAAAUCAAAGGAUAAAAUCACAUAAUUCAGAGGAUAAACGCCGCAUCAACAAACAGAGCAGCUGGGGGGAGAUGACCGAGUCUGUCCCUCCCGUGCUGCGUUCAUCAUGGGGCCUGAUGUGCCCCUGCUCAACGACUACAAGCAGGAGUUCUUCUGGAAGCGUUUCCCUCAGACUAUCUUAGGGGGGCCGAGGCUGAAACUCGGUUACUGCGCCCCACCAUAUAUCUAUGUGCACCAGCUGGUGUUAUUCCUGACACCAUGGCUGUUGGGAGGCAUCGGGACCCUCCUGUACCAGCUGAGGGUGCUGGAUGAAGCCUGUGCGGGCGUUGUUUCGGGUGUGUUCAUGCUAGGUGUGGGUGCCACCCUUCAGGGACUGGCACGGUGUAUGGCACGUAGGACCGGAUUGGUACAAAGGCUGCCUGCUGCCAGUAACAUCCUUGCAGACGAGGAAGAGGUGGAGUUUACUCACUGCGUGGCCCCUGAGACGGUACGAUUUGUAGUGCCUGGAAAGAGGUUUGUGGGUAAUAUGGUUUUGCACACCUUUCUUGCCGGCGCACUCUGUGGGUUGUCCACAUGGUACCUGCUGCCGGACAGACUGAGCAGCCUGUAUGGGCACCCGGGUGCAGGACUGGGAGCUGUCGUGCCGUUGUUUGCCCUGAGCUGGGUGACUGUUUGUAUUGGGGAGUAUUCGCUCAUCGUCAACACGGCUACAGAAACAGCAACGUUUCAGCCGCAGGACAUGUAUGAGAUCACGCCACUCAACAGACCCCUCUACAUAUUUGCUUUCAUCACCGUGGACCUGGCUCUAAGGUUUUCAGGUUCUGGUGUAAUGGAAUUGCAAGUAGCAGCUCAGGUGCUUCAUGUGGUGUUUGUGGCUUUGCCGGUGCUUUGGGCAUUGGGAAUGCUCUCUCCGCUGGACGCUCUUCUGCUCUGGGCCAUGGAACAGACCUUGGUGUACGGCCUGGGUGGGUCAGCCAUGUCCACCAACAUCAGGCUCUUGGUGAUGUUUCUGACAUCCGUGUGUGUUGCCAUCUGUACCUUCUUCAUUCCCUCCUCAUUGGGUGUGGUUCUAUUCACCGUCGGCAUGGGUUACCUCCUCAGCCAGGACCUAACCCAGCUGCUGGUGCUCCUGAAGGGAAAUAGUCCAACCUUGGGUCUGGGCUGGUGGGGGCUUCCUCUUUCCCUGCUGUUCACAUUAGGAGCCUUGACUGAGGCUGGACUCCUUCAUCAGUUGUAUCUCAUUGACCCAGGGAAUCUAACGUUGGGUGUGAACUCUGUAGAGCAUUGGGAGUCUUCUGUGGGACCUGCAAGCCCACAAGAGGUGAUCGGCUGGCUCCUUAUUGCUCUGUUUCUCAUCACCCGUCUGCUGAGAGAGCUCCAGGGAGCUUGCGUGCUGGGAGGUGCCAUGCUCAACCCACUCUACCCCAAACGGGUCAUGACUGCCCAGGCUUUCAGGCGGAAGACUCGUGGUCUGCGUGUCGCAGGAAUCAUCUGGAGGAUCUUAAUGAACCUGGUGAGUCCAUUGGCUAUGAUUGCUUUCUUGUCUGUGGAUGAAUCUCUAGAGAAGCUGCACACAGCCUCUCUGGCCAUUGGCUUUACACGGGCAUUCAGAAUGGUGUGGCAGAGCUCUGAGGCUGCUCUACUGCAAAUGGUGCUGGUGGUGAUCAUCAGACUCGCAGGGGGGCACAGAGUCGCACGCUGGCAUGAUUUGGGCACUACAGUGCAGCUGAUUCUGGUCUCCUUGGUUGUGAAUCGUGUGUCACAGUUUGUAUGUAAGCUGAGUUUCGCUCUUACGGUGUUGAUUACAUCCUGGACGGAGAGUAAACAGCGUCGUCAGUCAGCGGGCACUUUGCUGGCGCUCAACGCUGCUCUGUGCCCUCUUCUGUUGGCUGUCGUGGCUCUCUCUGCCCUUCUGUCUGCCCCUCUGCUUCCUCUCUUCACACUACCUGUGUUCCUGGUGGGAUUCCCCAGGCCGCUCCGCUCGUGGCCAGGCACCCCAGGCACCGCCUGCCCUUGCCCAGAUUCUGUUUAUUACCAACAGCUCUGCAAAAGACUGGCAUCGGCUCUCAGACCUGCACUCGCUAAUGGCGCAUUUGGUUCCUGCACUCCGGGAUCUCAUUACCUCGGUCGCUUUCAGGGUCGACUUCUGUGGAUCUCUGUUCUAGAGAGAGGCUACGGCUAUUGCACUGUCAACAUUAAGGGACUGGAACUACAGGAAACAUCAUGCCACACAGUGGAGGCUAGGCGUGUGGAUGAGGUUUUUGAGGGAGCGUUCGAUCACGUGGAGCGGCCCGGACAGUGUUUCCGACUAUUGAACCCUCACUGGGGUAAUGCUCUGACCCCUUGCUCUAUGUUGCCUGUCAGGGUUUACUCUGACGCCCAGAACGUUCUAACAGGAAUCAUUGACUCGCCUGACCACCUGCGUCAGCUCAACUCUGACUUCCUUAAAACGCUUGUCUGGAUUUUAUUGCGUUACUGUGUACAGGAAUUGGCACGUGGUGCUCCGCGAACAAAAGGUCAGUCUCUACAGACCUCUGGACGCAAAUCGCAAAGCUCCCAGCAUGCCGUGGCCUCAGAGCCAGAUCCGGCUGUGGUCACGGUUGCCAUGGACUCUCAAGUACGCCCUGAAUCCUCCUCAUCCUGUCACUUGAGGGGGCGAGACAGCUCCAGCCUCUCAUCCUUUGCUGAUUGGUCAGACGAGGACGAUCUCUUUGGUCCAGUCACAACGCGGCGACCGAUGAGAAUGAUGGUACGGACAGAUGAAGGGCAGACCGAGUUAGGGUUGGGAGUGUCUCUUCCAGGUUCUGUUGAAAUCCACAGCCUGUAUGAGAGCAUGGCCCUUUCUUCUCUCCCUACCCUUAGACCUCUGGGUCUGGGUUUGGGACUCGGCCUGCCCAUCCUAGAUAAAGGGAAAGAUAAAAUCCCUGCGCGCACUUCGACCACCGUCCAGAGUAACUCCCAGCCUCUCCACUUCACUAGCCCUCACUCAGAGCUCUUCUCUCUGCCCUCAGAGUGGCGGACCGCCCAGUUGGCUUCCUCCAAACUCCAGGUACUGCGACCCUGCUUCCCAGAGGCCUGGUUCUGCUUCUGUUUGUCCCAGUUGGUGGUGGAGAGCUUUGGGGAGGGAGAGUUUGAGCAGGUGACACUGGGUUUGCAGGAGGACCGUGCCCUGCAGGAGCUUUAUACCCAGGUGGUGCUAUCAUGCUGUGUGGCGCUAGGGGCAGAUGCUCAGAUGUUCAGCCCCAAUCUGCUGUUUAGGCUGUACUGCGGGGACGGCCCCUGGACCGAAGGACUUGAGUGGCUCAGAGCCAAUAAAGAGCUGCAUCAGCUCACGCUCAGGGCUUUCAGGUACAGUGUAAAACUGUUGGUAGACCAGGCAUCUCUUGGUCCGGUAGAGAGUCUGGAUGAGCUCUACACAACUUUACAGGAUUACCAUAACAACUGGUUCAUUGGCCUGGUUACAGACCACAGUUGGCAAGACAGUGUUGUGCAGGAGAAGCCCUUCCUAUUCUCUCUCGGACAUGACCUCACCAUGGGGGCGUAUACGAGCCGUGUGUUGUCUCUGCAGGAGAAUCUGGUCCAGGUGGGAGUUUUGAACGAGGAGGGUGUAAGGGGCCAGUGGGCCAACCUGUCAUGGGAGCUACUGUAUGCCACGAAUGACGACGAGGAGCGUUACAGCAUUCAGGCCCAUCCUGUGAUGCUGAGGAACCUGACCAUACAAGCAGCUGACCCACCUCUGGGAUACCCUAUCUACUCAUCUCCACCCAUCCACUUAAGGUGUUUAUGAUCGCCACCUGCCCCACCUUUCAUUUGUGUCGUCGGCACACACACUGAUGCUACCAGCACAUGAAUUUUAAAACAAUUCAUAAAGUCAGAUGUUUCUGCACACAUCAAGUUAUUUUAUUGCGUUUGAACUUGCUACCAUUGUAGUGACAUUUGGCUUCUGAAAAAAAAAACACAUGAAUUGAUGAACGUCAGCAGAAUGAAGUAAAUGGGAUCUGUUUGACGAUCAGCAAAAUCCACUCCACACAUAAUAAAACUGUAAAUUCAUUCA